Messenger RNA from Chelonus insularis, 5339 nucleotides. RefSeq names its product unconventional myosin-IXb-like dachs (gene dachs). The transcript has 17 exons. Gene Ontology annotation, molecular function: cytoskeletal motor activity; actin filament binding; ATP binding. Gene Ontology annotation, biological process: vesicle transport along actin filament; actin filament organization. Gene Ontology annotation, cellular component: actin cytoskeleton; myosin complex; cytoplasm. Lineage: Eukaryota; Metazoa; Arthropoda; Insecta; Hymenoptera; Braconidae. The coding region runs from base 1258 to 4953 and encodes 1231 amino acids. The record is from RefSeq and is a predicted model, not a curated record.
GGUUGAAAAAUGAGUAGUUAGAAUCCAUGUCAUACUGCAAAUCGAUACUGCAAAGGAAGGAAACACCCGGUGAGAGAAAAGUUUUGAGGUUUGCUUCUAUUCUCUCUCUUUUAUGAUAUCAAGAAAACAAGGUGGAUCAACCGCAUCGCGUGUUUCAUCAACAAACACAUGUUUUUCUCAACUUCAAUCUCGUCCAAUCAUUUUUUUGCUUGCAUAAAAAAAUCCACGUGAGGAAUAGAAAUAAAAAAAUACCAAGUGCACAAAAGGAAGAAGAGAAAGGUACAAUAUUGGAAGCUGGAGUUCAAUAAAUAGAAGGAAUGGAAUAAAUAGUAAAUAAUAGUGAAGGAAAAAAAGGCAGUUGACGGUUGUAAACAAGAAGAAGCAGAAGAAGAAGAGGAGAAAGAAGACACACGGAUCGCGCUAGUGUGCUCUCACUUUCGAAUUCGAAGGAUAAACGAGACGCGGCCGUUUAUUCCUCGACGGUGAUUUAAAUAUGUCGAGUACAAAGCGCCACAGCCCGAAGUCGAGGCUCGAGUCGAGGAGAUCCAAGUGGCACUGGAGCUCCUGCCAUCGAGUUCGAUCAAGAGGAUCGAUUUCAAAUGCACGACCAACCGGCGCCGGAAACAUUCGACCGUUCCUCCAUUCAUAUGCAUCUCGUUAACCCUCGACUGUACAUUGAACAAAAAAUCCAAUUGCAUCCUAUCGACCAUUUUUUGUCGACCUUUUGAAUCUUAAACGUGUAGCAGUUAACGAAUUUCAGACUGCAUCGAAUUAAAAAUAAAAUAAUCAUAGUAGCAGUAGUUGUAGAUUUGUAUAACAAGGGAUUAUUCGUGGAGAAGUGAAAUUAAAAUUAAGUGAACUUGAAGCAGAUAUAAGUGAUCUCUAACUACCCCUAUUGAAAUUAAAAUAUUUUUUAAUUAUUUUUCAUCCAAAAAAAAAGGAAUAAAAAAAUUGGAGUAAUUGUAAAAAUUAUUUCAAAGGAGAUGAGAAAUAAAAAACGUAGAAGAUAUUGAAAUAAUUAAAUCGACAAUUCAAUGAGUGUUGAAGGUGCAAGGGGGUUAACUGAGCCACUUAAAAGGCAUUUAUUUGUGUACUGGAUGGGAUAAAAUAAAGAAAAAAUAAUCGAGAGUAUUGGAUAAGAGAAGAGAAACAGUGGAGAACUUGAUAUAAUGACAGAUAAAAUGUAUUAAGGAAGUGAAACGAAAAGUGCGAACAUUUGUUGGGUGGAGAACAUGAAGUCUUCGUCUGAAUACUAAUAUGUGUUUUCGAGGACUGGUUGUAGAGCCUGUAGGUCGCGAGACGCAUAUAUGUGCCGUCAGGAAGUGUACGAUUGACGAGUUUUCAAGGGGUUUUGUGAAAAUGGGGAUGCUACUGCCUGACGAGACUUACGAGGAACGUGCUGCUGCGUCCUCAAGUCGAACUUCUUACUCAAACGAGCUCGUUCUGGAUGACAUGGACGAAGUGGAAGUUGCGAAAGCGCUUGCAGUUCUUCAAAAGUGUGAUGACUUUCUUGAGAGGUACAACAUUAAACCGGAAUUUUUCUGUAGACAUCGAGAAAGACUUGCCCUUCAAACUUGGCUAUUACAAAAAUCAUCUAAGUUCUACUCCGACGCAUCAUCCUCAAAUGAAGCUUCGCAUCUCCAACAGCGUCUAAAGACCUUGAGUACUGAGUUAGUGACGUUGAGGAAUCGUCUGCACGUGAGUCAACCAGGAAAUAGUUCAGGAGGUACAGGUGGUGGUAGUGGAGCUGGUGGUGCUGUUAAUGGGGUUGGUUUAACUUCAAGUUGCGAGAAGGGUGCAGUGACGACACCAGCACCCGCUGUACCACCACGCAAUGCUCUGUCUCAUGGAAACCCUGUACCCCAUCCAAUUGGACACUCAUCCGGGCACACUGUUACCGCUUCCGCUAUUAUCCAUCCGCACGCCAAUCAUUCUACUGCCAACGAUCUCGGCCACAACUCUACCGCAAACAAUUUAAUAUCUGAUUUGGAUGUGACAAAACGUUCGGAUGACAGAAUCGUCUCAUGCGUAGCAGCAUUGGGUAGUCUGCGGUCACCACCCAUUUCAAGGAUCAUCGCAGACGUAAAAGGUAGUAAAGGAACUCAAAUACCUCAGCGAUGCAUUUCAAAGACAUCUCCUCAGACCGCAAAUGGUAAUUCUACGACAGUAGAAGACCUCAUUCACUUACCAGGACCUUUGACUGAAGAUGCAGUAUUAAAAUGUCUUCAAGCACGAUUUUGUGCGAAGCAAUAUCAUACAAAUGUAGGUCCGAUUCUAGUGAGUAUCAACCCAUAUACUGACGUAGGGAAUCCUCUGACACUGACGAGCACUCGAGCCGUGCCACUAGCACCACAGCUGAACAAGGUCGUGCAGGAAGCUGUGAGACAACAGUCUGAGACUGGUUACCCACAAGCCAUCAUCCUUUCGGGUACCAGCGGCUCUGGAAAGACUUAUGCCUCAAUGCUUCUGCUGAGACAACUCUUUGACGUCGCUGGCGGUGGUCCCGAAACGGAUGCCUUCAAACAUCUCGCCGCUGCUUUCACAGUUUUACGGUCUCUUGGAUCUGCCAAGACAGCUACGAAUUCAGAAAGUUCUAGAAUUGGUCAUUUUAUUGAAGUCCAAGUAACUGAUGGUGCCUUAUAUAGAACUAAAAUCCACUGUUACUUUCUGGACCAAACUCGAGUCAUCAGGCCUCUUCCCGACGAGAAGAAUUAUCAUAUUUUUUAUCAAAUGCUUGCUGGAUUAUCGAAUGAUGAACGAGUGAAACUCAAUCUAGAAGGAUAUAAUUUAAAGAACUUGAGGUACCUUCAGCAUGGAGAUACGAGGCAAGAUGAGGCAGAAGAUGCAAUAAGGUUUCAAGCUUGGAAAGCAUGUCUAGGAGUCUUGGGAAUUCCCUUUUUAGAUGUAGUAAGAGUAUUAGCAGCUGUUUUGAUUCUUGGAAAUGUUGGUUUCACGGAUGGUCCCGGUGUGGAAGUCAGUGUAAUAGGAGAGAACGAGCUGGCAUCAGUCGCAGCUCUUCUGGGCGUGCCAGCACCAGCUUUAUUACGAGGACUAACGUCAAGAACUCAUAAUGCUCGUGGCCAACUCGUGAAAUCAGUUUGUGAUGCCAACAUGUCCAACAUGACAAGAGAUUCGUUAGCAAAAGCACUUUAUUGUCGUACUGUUGCAACAAUUGUGAGACGAGCUAACAGCUUGAAAAGGCUUGGAUCAACCCUUGGAACACUUUCGUCAGAUUCCAAUGAAUCAGUUCACAAUCAAGCAGAAGUCACGAGCCAGCAUGCCUCGACUAUUGGUAGUUCAGCUGGUGGAACAGGCUCGAGGAGUAUGGCAGCAUUAAAUAACGCAGUUCGUCACGCAACGGAUGGAUUCAUCGGUAUUCUCGAUAUGUUCGGCUUCGAAGACCCCAAACCAAGUCAACUCGAGCAUCUUUGCAUAAAUUUAUGCGCUGAGACGAUGCAGCACUUUUAUAAUACCCAUAUUUUCAAGAGUUCUAUUGAAAGUUGCCGAGAUGAAGGUAUAAGGUGUGACGUUGAAGUCGAUUAUGUAGACAAUGUGCCUUGUAUCGAUCUAAUAUCAUCACUUCGUACUGGUUUACUGAGCAUGCUAGACGUUGAAUCCUCGAUGCGUGGAACUGCUGAGAGUUACGUAGCUAAAAUGAAGGUGCAACACAAGCAGAAUCCACGAUUAUUUGAUCCAAGGAGUCUUGACUGUAGAUCAUUCGGGAUUCAACAUUUUGCUGGUAGAGUUGUCUACGAUGCGACGGAUUUCCUAGAUACAAAUAAAGACGUUGUGCCUGAUGAUCUCGUGGCUGUUUUUUACAAGCAUACUUGUAACUUUGGCUUUGCAACUCAUUUGUUUGGGAGUGAAUUAAAAGCCUUGUAUGCCAGUGACAUAGUGCCGCGGGGUGUAAGCUUCAGAAUAUCUCCAACAUCACAUACAGAUCUGAACGUUCAAUUUUUUAGUUUAAAUGGCGACGAACCCAUUUCUACACUUACUCAAGACUUCCACACACGUUUGGAUAACUUACUUAGAACUUUAGUGCAUGCACGGCCUCACUUUGUGAGAUGCAUUAGAAGUAAUGCUACUGAAACACCUUUACAUUUAGACCGAGGAGUUGCGAUGCGGCAAAUACGAUCACUCCAAGUUCUAGAAACUGUAAAUCUUAUGGCUGGAGGAUAUCCACAUAGAAUGCGCUUCAAAGCUUUCAAUACUAGGUACAGGCUCAUUGCUCCGUUUAAACAGCUGCGACGAUCUGAGGAGCAGGCUGUUGAAGACACAAAACUUAUUUUACAAAAUGCACAGCAAGUGAAAAGCAAGUUUGGAGCAAGCACCAGUUGGGCACUUGGCAAGCGACACAUCUUCUUAAGCGAAGGCAUUCGCCAACAGUUGGAAAAUCUCAGAUCGGAAACGCGAAGAAAAGCUGCUACAGUCAUUCAAGCCACCUGGAGAGGCUGGAGGGUACGCAGAAAAUGGCCAAUGAGAAGAGCUCCAUUACCAAUAACUUUAGCAAUUGGUCCUUCACAAACCCAACCUUCAAGUACAGGAACUCAUCAAAGAAGUCUUACUGCUGGAAAUGUUACCGGAGCUCGGCCAAGACCACAGCCUAUUGCUGGUACUCCACCACCGGAUCCAUCUGAAAAGUGUGCAGAUCAAAAAAUGAUCCAACAAACUUGUACACUUUUUGGACUUGAUCUAGAACGACCACCUCCUGUCCCUCCUAGUAGAUCAUAUACAGUAACAGGGAAUACGAAAUUGGGAUAUCCACAAACAAGAGUCAUGAAAAUGCCAUUUCCAGAAGAAGGAGAAGGAGAAGUGGUUUUAUUGAAAGGAGAAACAGUACUUGUUGUUGGAGCUUCCCCAAGACGUGGUCAUCUUCUUGUUGAGCAUAAUAACAAAACUCUUCACGUGCCGUACCAAUUUAUGGAGCUGAAACCAUGUAAUAUUAAUAUCUAAUCAGUACUAUUAUUUAUAUUUAUUUGAUAAUAUUCGAUUAAAGCUCAAAUAAGAGUAAAAAAAAAAACGCAUAGUAAGAUUGAUGUAUGUAGUAAUAUUGUAAGAUUUAAGAAAAAAAAGACUUGAAAUGUUUUCGAUUUGUUUAACGAGGAGAAAAUCAGUGUGUUACAUAGUCUAAUUGCCAAUAUAUUGCCAUAGAUUUGCGUUUAAUGUUUACAGAAUAAAGCAGACGUUAUAAAAUAAUUAGUUGAUUUUAAAAUGUUUAAAGUCCACUGUAAACUGGUAUUAUGUGUCUUCCAUAAGAAUAAAUAUACAAAUGAUGUUAAAUUAUUAUAUUAAAAAAAAAUUUAAUUUCUGCAACGAUUAAGAAUGUAGAAACAUGUUUA